This is a messenger RNA of Acyrthosiphon pisum (pea aphid), 632 nucleotides long. RefSeq lists its product as uncharacterized. Lineage: Eukaryota; Metazoa; Arthropoda; Insecta; Hemiptera; Aphididae. The coding region runs from base 132 to 542 and encodes 136 amino acids. The record is from RefSeq and is a predicted model, not a curated record. The transcript has 3 exons.
UAUUUUAAAGAUCGAUGACCUUUGGUAUUAUGAGGAUGGGAGGGAACUUUAUAGUCCGGAUGGAUUCACAAUAAUACCAGUCUUCGUUAUAUAAUCGCAGAAGACACUACUGUGUUUUAAAAUAAAGAGUCAUGGGCUUCACAAAAUUUUGGAUUCUUGUGGUUUUCGUAGUGUGUUUCGAACAAUCCAGCAUCGCAAACCACGUCAAUGUACUCGGCAAGAACAAUCCUGGCAGAUCAAGACCAAAAAAAUCGGUUGAUGCUGAAAUAUAUGUUGCAAUUCCGCCGGAUAACAUUAAGACUGGCAAACAAGACGGCCCUCCGACGUUGAUACGCUUGGAUCCAAAUUCUCCUAAUAAGUUCAAGGGCAAGUUUCCGACACCAAUCGAACGUUUUAUACAACGCAUACAAAACUAUUUUUCCGUAUAUAAUCCACCAGAGUACUUGAAUGACUUGAGACCCGGUAUCAAUAAUCCCGGAAGACGAUUAUGGGUACCAGCCGUUAGAAUCGUCGAACAAUACACAAAUAAUACUACCAUGUAACGGUACGAGCACGAUAGUGAUCAUUCCUGUGCCGUUAGAAAAUGAAAACGUUUCUUCCGAUCAAAAUGCAUAUCCAAACAAACCUGACAC